Molecule: messenger RNA, 2163 nt
Organism: Pocillopora verrucosa
Lineage: Eukaryota; Metazoa; Cnidaria; Anthozoa; Scleractinia; Pocilloporidae
Source: RefSeq, a predicted model, not a curated record
ACGGCGUGAGAAGACCUAUUAAUUUGCGUCGAAAUGACUAACAAUUUAUCACAAAGUCAGGAUAUAUUUCCCUGGAAAUGCACAGAAUGAUAUUCAACUCUGAUUAGCUAGUGCGAUAAAGGUAAAAAUAUUAAUCAUGUCUGACAAACUGAGUCGUCAAGAUGCCCUCCGGAUUCUGCGCAAAACUGAUUUACCAGGAUCUACAUCUAGAGACGUAAAGUUUGCUUUGGCAACAAAAGCGGAAAGAUGGAAAAUGAUUCAAGGAAAGACAGAUGAAGAAGAUGUAAAAAUAGCUGCCAGCAUAGAAAUUCAGCGAGUAUGGAGAGGUCAUUUUACAAGAUGUAAGCUGUUUGGAAUUCUCCAUCCAAAUGCAAGUGUGAUGUCCACAGCCCUUGGUAGUAGAUUUGUGCAGAGUCCAUCAAGGCUAAGUGAUGUAAGGACCAUUACUCCUAUGGUUCCACAUACCACACCACAGCCAUUGAGACUCUUCAAGGAAUUCUCCAUUCGUCGUGGCCCGACCAGAGAUCUCGGAGAAAAUGCAACUGCCAAAGAUUUCUUUAAUGUAUUUAUCGACGAUGCUUACAUUGACGAAGACGUCCGAUACACCGUUGCGUACGCUCGUUCGAAAGGGGAUCGAUCGUUCACAUCUACCCAAGCGGAAAUUUCAGCGUAUCUCGGGCUAAACAUUCUCAUUGGAAUCCAUGAACUUCCUCAGCUGGCAAUGUACUGGGAUUCUGACGAAUGUAAGCUGUUUGGAAUUCUCCAUCCAAAUGCAAGUGUGAUGUCCACAGCCCUUGGUAGUAGAUUUGUGCAGAGUCCAUCAAGGCUAAGUGAUGUAAGGACCAUUACUCCUAUGGUUCCACAUACCACACCACAGCCAUUGAGACUCUUCAAGGGUAACCAAAUUCCUACCAAUGCCUUGCCAAUCACAAAGAAUAAAUAUAAGGAAUACUGUGAGAAAACAGUGGCACAACAAGGCCCAUUAUGUAGACUGAUGUCAUACACAGAAUUCUGUGCUACUCUCAUCCAAAGGUGGUGGCGUUUUAUAUUACUGAGACCAGUGUUUCCAAGACCACCCCCUCCUACCACAGAUGGAGGAUUAUCACCAACUGGAGCUGUCCAGCAACGGGCCAGUACAGCUGAUUCAGAAGUACCAGCAAGGAAAAAAGUUGUUGAUAGAGAAGAGGCAGCAAGGAUUAUCCAGAGAUCUUGGAGAAAGCACAUAGACAUCCAAGUAUACAGAUACUACAGAGAUCUGAUCAACUUCAAAUGUCGGGGAGACCCAUCUUCAAUGUUGAAAUGUAUUAACCCAAGAGAGGCCGAGCUUUUAGAUGCUGCAGCAGGGGUACACAUUAAGUUUAGGCUGGCAGGAGAAAAGUUCCCUCCUAACAUAUACUACAAGAUUUUUACUCACCACAACAUAGUUGACAUGUGCGCUAAUGCACCAAGGGAUUACACUAAAGCCUCAACUAAGAGACUUCCAGUGAAUUUUGUGCACAACAAAGGGCAAACAAUGGAGGAAGAUGAUAUGUCAGGCUGGUACCAGAGGUGGGAAAACAAUGGCUGGAGGCUUGUCUCCGACAGAGUGAUGAAAAGAGUUGAUCAGGAUCCAGUUGUUUAUGAGUCAACGCUAAAAAAACAAAGUUUUAGUCAUAACAAGGUUGCAAGGAAACAAGACCUUGAAAAGAAACGCAAACGGAAAAAAGUAGAAUGGAUGAAAAAGAUGUACAGAGAGGGAAUGUUGAAGACACAGGGUGGAAAUGACUUAGAGACUGAACAAGUUGUACAAUCAGUGGCUGAAGGAAUGCUAACAAUCACAGACAUGCGUGGGCAGGAUGCUGUGGAAGAUUGGGAAGUGGAUGAACUCCUGGAGUGGACCAACGGACUUAACUUUGACCAAUAUUUGUAUGACUGGAAAGAGAUUGCCACAAGUGCAGGCUCAGAAUAUUUAACAGAGCAAACCAAGUUCUUGCCAGAUGAUCCCUUCUCACUGACGCUACUCUCUAGAUGACAAAACAUUUCACUGUGGCUUUUUAUUUAUUGUGAAAGAUUAUGAGAUCGCGUUUGUGAUAGUAAAAAUUGUAUAUAGUUUGUAUUUCUGUAAUUAUAGUUCAUAAAAUGUAAGUAUUUAUGCGAGUGUGUAGUGUACAAUAGUGCAGAAUC